UCUUUACGCUGUUUAAUUCUGCACUCUUGCUUACUUCAAACAGUAAAAUAUGGUCACUUUUGCUUUCUGAGGAUAGUCAGUUUUGAUUUGAUUUUUAGGCAUUUACACAAAUGGUGCCAUGUUUACAUUUCGAUACUUUAGGGAAUGUUUAAUAUGAAACUUGAGAUUUUAAAAUGUCAUAAAAUUAUAAUUAGUUGGGAUAAAAUCUUUUUUCUUCAAUAAAGGGCCUAUAUUUUGGACGUAAUUUAGCAAAUAGUUCCAUUUUAACUAUUAAUUAUUCUAAAAUGGCCAGAAUGUCAGCUAUUUUUCUGUAGACAUUUUGUUCUAAGACAGUAAAUUUUUUAGUCUAUUGUCUAAUCAUAUUAAAUUAUUUUACAGCAAGAGUAGUGGCAGUAUAUAUUUGCUAUUAAUGGUAGUUAGGAAAGAAGGACAUAUGAUUAACCUUAUGCACUUGAGGACUCCUGUUAAAUUUAUUGGGAUUACUUGUUUGCCGGUGUUUUUAAGAUUGGGUCAUAAAUUGUAAACUCCUUGGGAUCAGGACUAUAUCUUUUUCUGUGUUUGUACAGUGUCUAGCAAAAUGAGCUAUUCUGAGUGGCACCUAUAAAUAACUAAAUAAAAAUAACUAAAUAAAAAUAUUACAUGCGACUUAAUAUAUUUUUCAAAAUGUUUAACAACAGUUUUAAAAUUAAAAUAAAAUAUAGCCUUACACUUUAUAGAACUUAAAUACUGAACCUAAACUAGGUGGUGGUAUCUACUUAAUAUAAGUCUUGGGACAAAAUUGAGUAAAUCCACUUGUAGCGUUGUCAUAUUUAGAUAUUUUUACUGGGUAAAUUUAGAAGUAUUCAGAGCAUGUGGUUCACCCAUGUUCUGUCACUACACUCAAUGAAUUGCAGGAUCUAGGCUCGGAUUUGUAGUAUUAAAGAAUCUGCUUUAGUGUUGCAUAGAUAUUUACUUCAAUCUUUUUACCAUAAUGCUAUAGCGUUGAAAUUAGUAUCUAUAUUUAUGGUUUAAUAUUUAAACAUCAGUUCAUUAUGUAUUUCGUAAAUAUGCUGUUUGAAAAAAAAAUCAAAGCAACUAAAAACAAUCGCUUAGUUUUACAGCAGGAGAGUUAUUUCUUCAUUUUCAUGACCUCCCAACAAAAAUCAUAAUUUAGGGCCCUACCAAAUUCAUGGUCCAUUUUGGUAAAUUUCAUGGACAUAGGAUUUUAAAAAUGGUUCAUGUCAUGAUUUCAGAUAUUUAACUUUGUAACUUCAUGGUGUGUAAUUGAAGUAGUUGUGUAAGAGUCACAGUUGAUCUUCUGGAGUUCGAUUAGCGUGUCUAGUAGAAACUCGCUAAUUCAAACUAAGAGGGCAUCCCUGCUGGUCAAUACCGGUAGCCCUUCUUUUCAUGAGGAAUAAGGGAAGCCAUUGGAAGUGUUUGCUCCCAUUGACUUCCUGCUGUGUGGACAGCGCCAAAAUGCAAUUUAAGAUACGUCGACUUCAGCUGUAUAAUUAACAUAUCUGGAGUUGCGUAUCUUAAGUUGACCUUUUCCUUUAAUGUAGAUCUGGCCUUACUCAGUAGCUGGCAUACUCUGACUACUCAGCUCUGAAAGCAGCAGUACAGAGUUUUAUCUAAGCAUGAAAACCAGAUCACUGUCUUAUCGGAAUAUUUAGAAGAAUUUCCAGAAACAGAUGGGUCAGUGUGGAUCUUGGGAAGGCAACACCACCUCAAGACAGACAAACCUAAAUUAUUGUUGGAUAUAAGUGCUCGUCUGUGGUUUACGUACAGAAGAAAAUUUUCACCUAUUGGAGGCACAGGUCCUUCAUCUGAUACUGGCUGGGGAUGCAUGCUGCGAUGUGGACAAAUGAUGCUGGCACAGGCUCUCAUCUGCAAGCAUUUAGGAAGGGAUUGGCAUUGGGAGAGACACAAAAAACAACCUGAGGAAUAUCACAAGAUUUUGCGAUGCUUCCUAGACAGAAAAGAUUGCUGUUAUUCUAUCCAUCAAAUGGCACAGAUGGGUGUAGGAGAGGGGAAGUCGAUUGGAGAAUGGUUUGGACCAAAUACAGUUGCCCAGGUGCUAAAAAAGCUUGCUUUAUUUGAUGAAUGGAAUUCCUUAGCAGUUUACGUAUCUAUGGACAACACGGUGGUCAUUGAAGAUAUCAAGAAAAUGUGUUGGUCCCCUUCUCAGAGCAGCAGUGGUGCCCAUGGCAGCACACACUCCCUCAGAAGUGCUCUCCAUCGAAACAAGAACACAGCAGGGUUUUGCUCAGGCUGGAAACCUCUCUUGCUUAUUAUACCUCUACGACUGGGGAUAAAUCACAUCAAUCCAAUUUAUAUUGAUGCUUUUAAAGAAUGUUUUAAGAUGCCACAGUCUUUGGGGGCAUUAGGAGGGAAACCAAAUAAUGCCUACUAUUUCAUAGGAUUUUUAGGAAAUGAGCUGAUCUAUUUGGACCCUCACACCACUCAGGUUUUUGUAGAUUUGGAGGAAAAUGGCAUGGUUGAUGACAAGAGUUUCCAUUGCCAGCAGGCCCCACAUCGAAUGGAGAUCAUGAAUUUGGAUCCCUCUGUAGCAUUAGGCUUCUUUUGUAAAGAAGAAAAAGACUUUGAUAACUGGUGUAGUCUUGUACAAAAGGAAAUUCUAAAGCAGCAGAGUCUUCGGAUGUUUGAGUUAGUAAAAAAUCAUCCAGCCCAUUGGCCUCCAUUCAAACCUCCAGCAAAACCAGAAGUGACAACAACAGGAGCAGAACUUAUUGAAUCUACUGAUACACUCUUUGAGGUAGAAGAAGAAUUUGAAAUCUUGAGUGUAUGAAGGAAGCUAUGGUGAUUCUUCUGCGUUGAGCACAUUGCAUUGACUUUACACAAAUGGCCAUUCUAGCCCACAAGUGCCUGAAAUUAUUGACAGAGUGCAAAACCAUAGCAGCGCCCAAAACUCAAGACAGUGACAGUUUUAACAAGAUAUUCCCUGGGUGGAAAGAGAAGAAAAGAUCUCAUUGUCAGACACUUAAAGGGAAUUUCUGCUUCCAGCAUGCAUCUUAUUUGAAGACAAAUGGACCUUUUGAGAUAAAGGCAAAAACAAUAUAUUAAAGACUGUGUUAUAUCACUGGGCUCUACCUUUGAAGACGGGAAUAGCUCAAUGGAUAUUCUUGCUCCCAUAUGCAAUUGUGUAGCUCUUAAAGAAAGCAAAAUGGCAUUGAGUUAAGGGAGGAUAUUUAUUUCUAUUCCCUUCUGUGGACUGUGUCAUAGGAAUAAAAUUCAUCAUCUUGUUUAAAAGAUCAACUGGAUCAGGAGAACAUUGUUUCCUUGUUAAAUAUUUUAACAUGUAUCCGAGCAAUCACACUUUUUAUUAAAAAAAUGUUUCUGUAAAAGGAACUAUGUCUAAUGUAUAAACUUGCAAUAGCCUUCCUGUUUCUGGGAGACCUAAAAUAAACAGGAGAUUCAAUAGUUGAUAUAGAUCAGAAUCACUGCUAUAGUUGACAUAUUUCACGUUGACCUUAAAACUUACGUUGAUGAUUUUUGUUUCAAAUAUAAAACAAGAUGUCACAAGUGGUUUGUUUUAACUUUAUCUUAUUUAUUUUAAAAAAUAUUUACACAAGUUUCUCUGUAACAGCACUUUAUCGGUGCAUCGAAUAAAUUUCUUAAGCUUUUCAUAGGCUACUUACUAUAGUUUGUGAAUUUGUUUGCAUAGACUGUAAUAUAAAACAAGGUUAUCCCAAACUGAUGACACACACACACACACACACACACACACACACUUAUUUAAUGUCCCUAGUUCUGCCUUUGUUACCUUUGUCUAUUUUGAUAAAAAUACCUUAGAUCUACAAAUCCCUAGUAGAAUUAUGUGAUUUAUUUAACCUGAGGAUAUUUGUGGUAGCUGAGAACAAAGGUUCAGCAAUAUUAAGCACUACAGAUGUUAAAUUUAGAUUCAUCAGUUAAUAGAAUAGUCAAUGCAAUUUCCAUUGACUACUUAGAUUAGUCGAUAAAGGAGGAGGUGGGGCACUCACUACCCUGGCUGCGCCUCAGCCUUUAAAAUGUAGUAAGAGCCGCCCGCGUUUCUUACUACAUUUAAAAGGCAGGAGAGCAGUGGAGGACAUGGGGCAAACCAUGGGGGCUCUUGCUACAUUUCAAAACCAGAAGCGCAACAGUCAGAACUUGGUACGAGUGGGGGCUGCUUGAGUCCCUGCUCAUGGUGUUCCCCGCUGUGCCUCGGCCUCCCCUGCAGAAACAGUGCUGGGGGGAACUGGCUUUUAAGCCAUCUACCCCCCACACCGGCUACAACCCCCCUCCCUUGCUGCCUCUCUCUAGUAGAGGCAGCAAGGGAGGAGGGGAAAGCGACUAGACAAGUCACUACUCGACUAUUCGAUAAGCUCACACUUAUUCAACUAGUCGCUUCCAUCCCUAUUAAGCACAAGGGUUUUAAUUUAUUAACGAGUCACAUUUUAUGUUUCCUAAAAUACAAUCCCCAUGUGCAUGAAGCCUGCUGUUGUAGUGCAGUGAAAAUGAAAAUCUCCUAAUUUCAUUUUUCACAAAUAGAUGAGAAUACUGAGCCUCAUCAAGAAAUGCGUUGAGUACUUGCAAAACCCAGAUGAAGUGAGAUACUGAUGCUCAGCAUUUUAGGAUUGUGAAAACAUGACUUUCAAACAUAAAUAAUUACCCAAAACAACAUUUGAUGUCUUGUUUACCUUUAUUAACCACAGUUUGGAAACUGAAUAUAAACAAAAAGAGAUGACACCCCAUGCUGUUUCUCUCUCUCUCUCUUUUUUUUUUUUAAACUUCCCAACUAGUAUUUAAGAUCAUAGCUGUGUUUGGUGCCUUCCAAACAAAAAUGAAAAUGCAGUCUGUGCUCUGAAGAGCUUACAUUCUAAAGGAGGAUCUGUUAGGAGACUGAGCAAUGAAGCUAGAGAUAUGUCAUGCCCAGUUCACUCUUAAUUGCCCUCCUAUUAUCUUUCAUUAGUACAUAAACACAACUCAGGUGAAAUCUGAAGUUUAUAGGCUUCACGGAAAAGUGUCUUGGGCAGUAACUGGAAAGAGAGGGAGUAAAUACCAUGCAACUUACCAGAGCAGUCCCAAUUAAAAUACAGAUCAGUUAUCUGACAUGGACACAGCAUGAAUUUUUAGAGUGAAAAAAUCUUUGAGAUGGUUGUUGAAUAAUUCAAAAUGGCAACUGAUAUUUUGGAAGCAGAAAAAGGCUACCAAAAAUAAAGAGUUGAUUGCAAGAUAUUAACUGUAACAGGACUCGACAACAUAAGGGUCCCCUGAUCAUGACCACUCUUAAGCUUUCAAAUCAAUGAAUCUAUCUUGUGUGCUCAAAUAUACCCUGCUGGACUGAGCCAAUCAGAAAGAAAAGUGAUUAACUGAGAAUAAGGUUUUUGUCCUGGAUCAGUAGCAACUUCCUAUAGAGUUUUGUCUUUCAAGUAAAGUUUUGUUAAAUUUACAAUUACUUCAGAUUCUCUAAAAUGCAGAUAUACACAGGCAUUUUCAACCUCACAGUAGAAAGAAGCUGAAAUUAAUACCUUUAGACUUAAUUAACUAAUUCACAACACAGAUGUAUUUAUGGCUUUCCCUUAGAAUAUAUGAGAAAAGAGAAGUUGAGUAUCACUGAUUGUAAUCAUAGUGUGAAGGAAUUAUGUGAAUAUUUAACAGUGCAUUAGAAAUACAGUAAUUUAUUUUUAACUAGUUGAAGAAUACAAUACAGGUGAUUUUUUUAGCAGUAAAAAAUGUACAUCUAUCAACUGCUUACUUUUGUGUUUCCAUAAACUUGAAUGCUAAAUAAUAAGGCUUCUACAGUUUAAAAUAUACACAAUUUUUUACUUUACAAAAAAACCCCAUCCCAAGGCUACCUCGGAAAGAUGGUUUCAUAUGUACAUAUUAAUGAAAUUAUUCCGGAGUUCAGAAAUGGCUACAGUACACUCCUUUCACUGCGUGCUUACACAGAGCACAUUUCCAUAGUGAUAAAGCAAUGCUGCAGAAUGAAAAUGGCUUUAAGUUCAAGUAGAGACCCACAUUUUUUUCACUGGGGUAACUCAAAAUCAGUUACAGCUGAUCUGAAUUGGGCUCCAACUUGCUUGUGCAUCACUGAAGCCAAAAAUAAUGCCAAUUUCUUAAACCCCCUCCCCCCCAAAUGAGCUCAUCUUUAAGAGAACUUCUCAGUGAAGCCAUUUUUCAGUCUAACGCUUAAUAGUUUGAGCACCUCUGAUGCAGGGAUUUGUUUUAAUUAGUUUAGAGUUAAAUUCCUUUUCUACUGAAAAUCCACUUCGUUACGUAUUUUCUCAUCUAAUCCAGGCUUAUUCUCCUAAGCCAUGCCAAAUGCGUUCUGCAAAGACAACUAAUCAGUGAAGCACAAACUUAUUUAAGCAAAUCUAGCAUUGGCUACAGAUGAGUGUGUAAAAGGGGUGGGUGAUACAAUAUGGAACGCUCAUCACUCUGCAAUCUGAAUGAGAAAGGCACAGAGACUUUCUGAGGUAGCCAGGAAUAGGAAGACACGAAA
Messenger RNA from Pelodiscus sinensis (Chinese soft-shelled turtle), 6463 nucleotides. Lineage: Eukaryota; Metazoa; Chordata; Testudines; Trionychidae. The record is from RefSeq and is a predicted model, not a curated record.